Scedosporium apiospermum is the source of this 2625-nucleotide messenger RNA. RefSeq names its product Fungal specific transcription factor domain-containing protein. NCBI's taxonomy places the organism in Eukaryota, Fungi, Ascomycota, Sordariomycetes, Microascales, Microascaceae. The record is from RefSeq and is a predicted model, not a curated record. Bases 1 to 2625 code for a protein of 874 amino acids. Gene Ontology annotation, biological process: regulation of DNA-templated transcription; DNA-templated transcription. The transcript is spliced from 4 exons. Gene Ontology annotation, molecular function: zinc ion binding; DNA-binding transcription factor activity, RNA polymerase II-specific; DNA binding.
AUGGCUGGGGAACCGCCCCAAGUUCCGGCCGUCACGGUCUCACCUCCCUCUGCAAGGGCAUCCGGCGCUACUGCUUCCGCCACUGCUGCUUCUAAUGCUGCCAAUCCAACUUCCAACCAGCAACCCCAGGCCAAAGACCAGCAACAGCUGCCCCACUCUCAGGUCGAUAUGGCCGCCAUCAAACUCACCAGGGGCACGUCCUGCGUGCUCUGCCAGCAGCGCAAGGUCCGCUGCGACAAGAACAAACCAUGCGCCAACUGCGUCAAGGCCCGCGUCGAGUGCCGCGUCGUGCCGCCCCAGCCUCCGAGGCGUCGGAAGAAGCGUCUGCAGGAGAAGGAUCUCAUCGAGAGGUUGAAGAAGUAUGAGGGUUUGCUUUCCGAGAAUAAUAUCAAGUUUGAAAGUAUCCAUCCCGAGUUGCUUUCUGGUCAAGGGGGUGCCGAUGGUGGCGGGGGAGGAGUGAACGAUGAGGUGACUGAGCUCGAGACGGAUUUUGAGGGGUUGAGGACGAGUCCGAAGUCGAGUACCUCGGCGUCUUUGAGCUCGGGGAGGAAGUCACAAGCUGAGAGAUCGCCGAACUGGAUUCCAUUUCACAAGGAGUUCCGCGCCAGUGAAGAGCUGCUCUUCGACUCAUCCGAAGAAGAGGUCGAGGGUUCCAAAGUCCACCAGGCCUUCGACAAGAUGUACGAGAACCAGGAGGGCUUCCCCUUCAUGAUCGGCGGCCGCACCACUUCCGUCGCUCACCUACAUCCGCCAGCCAUCCACAUCUUCCAGCUAUGGCAGGUCUACAUCAAUCGCGUAAACCCUCUUCUCCGCUUAACCCAUACACCAACCAUCCAGGGCAAGAUCAUUGAGGCGUCGGCGAGACUUGACGAGACACCGAGGCCCCUCGAGGCCCUCAUGUUUGCCAUUUAUCUGACUGCUGUGAACAGCAUGGAGGAACAAGAGGCGCUGGAUACUUUUAAUGAGUCUAAGACGAUGCUGAUGAGCAGGUUUCACUCGGCGCUGCAGCAGGCUCUGAUCAAUGCGGGAUUCAUGAGAACAAAUGAGCUUAUGGUGCUUCAGGCGUACACUUUAUACCUCAUUGCGGUUCGACAAUUCAUGGAUCCUCGCCAAAUCUUCUGCCUCAUCGCAAUGGCAGUCCGCAUGGCUCAACGAAUGGGUCUCCACCGCGACCCAGCUCUCAUGGGCUAUUCGCCCUUCGAGGUCGAACAACGCCGUCGCCUCUGGUGGACUCUCGUUGCUUAUGACGGACGUAUCGGCGAGAUGACGGGUUCUACUGUCACAGCUCUCUCAUUUGCCAGUGAUACCAAGCUUCCGCUCAACAUUAACGACGCUGACCUGCACGUCGAUGGCAAGGAGCCGCCCACACCGCACGCCGGCGCUACCGAAAUGCUCUUCUGCCUAGCCAGGUUAGAAAUGUCGUUGAUCGUGAGGAGCGAUUCGCAACGAGAUACACCUAUCAAGCCAAACGCGUCCUCCGACAGCGGUCCUGCUAGCCUGCCAACCCCCGCGAGCUCGUCCACUCCCGGGGCCAGCAGCGGCGUAGCAGCAACUGCCAGCACACCCAAUUCCGGCUCCGGCGCCUCAGGCCCGCCCAUCCCUACGGUGCGAGUCGUACCGAGGGAUAACAUCAGCUACACCCUCGAUGGUUUCUCCGCCCACAUCGAGAACCAAUACCUCCGGCACUGUGACGAACGCAUCCCGCUCCACUUCUUCACCCUCACCAUGGUGCGGCAAUUGCUCUGUAAGAUGCGCAUCCUCGCCUUCCUCGUCCACAUAGGCUACGGCCAAGACAACCCCCUCCCGCAAGACCAGCAACAACAAAACCAACAACACCCCUUGGACCAAGCCAAGCGCGACUCCCUCUUCCGCGAAGCCAUCCAACUCAUCGAAUACGACAACGUCCUCCAGAACGCGCCCUCCCUCCGCUCCUACAAGUGGUUCACCUACAUGCACUUCCCCUUCCCCGCCUACAUGUUCCUCGUCAACGAGCUCCGCCGCCGCACCACGGGCGCCGCCGUCGAGCGCGCCUGGGACGCCCUCACGGAAAGCUACGAACGGAGGGGCCUCAUGAAUAAGUUGCAUAAUCCCAUGCACAUGGCUUUCGCGCGGCUUUUCGUCAAGGCGUGGGAUGCGCAUGAGGCGGCGCAGAGGGAGCUGGGAGAGACGGUGGCUGAGCCGAGAUGGAUGGCGGAGUUGAGGGCGCAUACGGAAAAGUCGAGGAAUAGUAAUAAAGGGGUCGGAGGAGGGCCUAGGGGUCGGGAGAUGGACGACGGAGCCUCGACGUCUUCGUUUAUGGGGGGUAUGAUGAUGGGGGGAGGGGGAGGGCCGGCUGGUGGGUUUCCUGGGUUCCCUGCGUCUGUGGCGUCCAGUGUGAGCGGCGCUGGGAUAUCCACCCCGCAACGGCCUCUCGGACAGGUCAACUUGGCGCCGUUGGUUAGUCCGCAUGUUGCGCCCGAGGAGCAGGAGAGGCAGCGGAGGCAGGUUAGUGGACAAGGGCAGGGACAGGAUUUGGCGGAUAUGGAUUGGAGCUAUAUUAUGCAGGAGUAUAACUCGGGGGGACUGGCUGAUUUUGGACAAGGGAGUGGUGGAAUGGGGGGAGGACAAAUGGAUAUGUAUCAGUAG